Messenger RNA from Daucus carota subsp. sativus, 2099 nucleotides. Its product is annotated as vesicle-fusing ATPase-like. Bases 918 to 1208 code for a protein of 96 amino acids. NCBI's taxonomy places the organism in Eukaryota, Viridiplantae, Streptophyta, Magnoliopsida, Apiales, Apiaceae. The record is from RefSeq and is a predicted model, not a curated record. Gene Ontology annotation, biological process: Golgi to plasma membrane protein transport; SNARE complex disassembly; intra-Golgi vesicle-mediated transport. Gene Ontology annotation, cellular component: Golgi stack. Gene Ontology annotation, molecular function: ATP hydrolysis activity. The transcript has 10 exons.
GGGCAAAAAGAGCAAAACAAAUACCUGUGAAAUGACAAAAAUACCCUUGAUUUACACGUAAUUUCUGAAAUGCCAUCGUCUCUUCGUUUUCUUCUUGAUCUGCAGCAGUUUCUCCAUGUAUAUAUUCUCUGCCAACUCUUUCUUUAGCUCAGUUGUCUCUCCUUGGCUGCGAUUUAUUUGGUGCUGGGCUCCCUCUCCUCAGUUGGAGUUUUUUUCUGGUUUGGGUCUUAGAGAAAGGAGAAGAAGCGCAAGACCCGAGAAGCUGCUAAGCGCAAUUGACGAAGGUUAUGACAACAGGGCAAAAGGUAAUGCUAGAGUAUCAGGGAAAUGAUUAUGUUAUACCGUGAAUGAAGCUGCUAUACGUGAGCAAGAACAGUCAGACUUGGCAUUAAGCAUGUCAAGGGAAUGCUGCUCUAUGGACCUCCUGGUACUGGCAGUACUCUAAACUCCAAAGGCUCGUCAGAUUGGGAAGAUGUUAAAUGGAAAAGACCCAAAGGUAUGGAAUUAGAGUUGUCAGGUUAGCAUAGAAUAAUCCUUCUGUCUUUGUUAAUUGUUACAUAAUAUCUAAUUCAUAUAACCAAGCAAAGAUGCUGGUGCGAAUUCAACUGCAAAAUUUCUUGUCCUCAUGUUACUCAAUUUUUUAGAUGUUGAGACAACUUGGUUGCAGCUUUCAGAUAUAAUCAUUUUCCAAAAUAAAUUUUUACUUGUUUGUUUAGUUUAUGUUCCAUUAUUAGGCAUAGUAUUUCUGAAAUAACAAAUUUCUCGAUUUGCCACUCCAAAUAAAAAAAAUACUUUUCUAAUCAUCUACUAAAGGUAGGUCCAACCUUUUGGCGAUUAAUUAUAGAUUGUCAAUAGACCAGAAGUCUUGAGUAAAUUUGUUGGAGAAACAGAAAAGAAUGUAAGGGAAUUAUUUGCCGAUGCUGAAGAAGACCAAAGAUCAUGAGGGGAUGAAAGUGACCUGCAUGUUAUCAUUUAUGAUGAAAUCGAUGCCAUCUGUAAGUCCAGAGGUUCCACUAAAGAUGGUACUGGAGUUUAUGAUAGCAUUGUCAACCAGCUUCGUACAAAGCCCUGGGCGUUUAGAAGUACAAAUAGAGAUUAGACUUCCCGAUGAGAAUGGCCGUCUGCAAAUCAUUCAAAUCCAUACAAACAAGAUGAAAGAGGGUUCUUUUCUUGCCCCAGAUGUGAUCUUGCAAGAGCUUGGUAAUUAAGACACGAUUUUUGUUGGUUUGUUAUUGACUCAGUAAUGGCAGAAGGAUACUGGUGGUUCCGAGCAGACUCGUGAUGGAUUUCGUAGAAUAAGAGGAGCAGUGCUGGUGGUUGGUAAACCAAUUAUGUUUAAAAAUAAUCUGCAACCCACUACGGAAGAGCUUGGAAGAAGCCACUGGCUUCGUCCUCAUAUUUAUCAUCGGUAGAACAGGAGAUAAAGCAAAUGUGUCAGAACUCGUGAAGGAGGUGGCAAAAUUUGAUGACUUCAUGCUCUUGGAUAUCAAAGAUGAGUAUAGUCGUCCUUCUUUAAAGCCGCCUAUGCACUUUAUGAUUCUGAAUUCUAUGUCAAAGCUGAUGCCGACAUAUAUUUGAGGCAAGAUCGACUUUCACUUCUUUUGGCCAACAACGUUCUCCCACUUAAACAUAUCUUCGAUGCAUUAAUGUUCUGUUUUCACUGAUCUAAAGCAAAAAUGUUCAGAACCUCAGGAGCCUCAGAGAAGCAAGAUUCAUUGGAUAAUUGCCUGUUGUAUUUGGCUCCCACUGGAAGUCCAUCAUUUGUGAAUCUUAUAUUAAAUUCGACAGAAUGAUACAAACACAUGACAACGCAGGGUUUUGGAUCUCAAUACGCAAGAUAAGGGUGGCUCCUUCAACUUGUUUGUGUUCAACUCGUACAUUGAAUCUUUACAUAAUGGACCGGUCAAAAAAAAAUUCUCAAAAGAGGAUGAGUCUAUUUUCUGAUUCUAUACUCGAACAUAUACCGGAUAGACGGAGUUUGUAUUUAAACUCAAUCCGGAUAACUACAAAAUGAGUGGCCUCAUUCAAAAUUAUAUUUUUGGUGUCAUUUUUAUAUCAGAUUCUAAUUUGGAAAAAAUCUAAGAAAGUUUUUGUCUUUA